GUUUUUUUUGUUGUAAUUUUAUUUCCCAUCCCCCUUUUUUCCUUCAAAGGGUGCCGUGGGUUUUCCUCUUUUAUUUUGUUCAAUGCGCAUAUAAACCUUUUUUUGUUGGUGUCGUAAGCAGCCGUUUCGUUGCGCUUUGUUUCGCUUUUUCUUUCUUUCUUCAUUUUGCUUUAUAUAUUUUCCCAGCUUUUUUAUACUUUUGCUUGUCGGACUAUUUUUUUCGUUGAAUUCAAGCAACCCAUUUUUGCUUUAUUAUUUCCAAACCUCAACGCGCUGAAGAGAAAACAGAUACAUUGGGUGGCAACUUGGAUACAUAGCAUGUAUUUUAAUUACCGUUCAACUACCAUUCUUGCAUACAAAUAAACACAUAUCCAAUGGCUAUUUUGUACACGCAGAAUAAACAACAGUUGGAGCUGCGAUCAAAAUGCACAUGCACGGAGCGGCAGGCAGCAAACUCGCUGGGAGACGACCAGCUGGUGGAACAGCGCGACGAAAGUUACAGUGGGGCAAUCAGCAAGUACUGGGAAUUAAUAGAGUGGCUGAGCCGCACAGAGGACUCGCAGUUAUGCUGGAUGCAAGUAUGCGUCCAUUAUGCGCCCUCCACAGACGGUCAGCCCCUGUACAUAUGGAGCGUGCGCGACAUCUCGGGCCCCUCCCGGUGCCUGGAAACCACGAAGGAUGAAUAUACGUUGUCGCUGGAGGAGGACGGGUUUCCGUAUUCGCCGCUGCUGGAGCCCCAGCGGGGCAUGCGCGACGAGAUGGCUGGGCUGCUGCAGUCGGCCGUGGACUCGGGCCUUUUUGCUGUGCUUCAUUUGACAGGGUUUGGCGCCGUUGACGCCGUGUUUCCCAGGCGGCUGCUGGGAUGGCGGGAGGCCGAUCUGCUUGAUCGGUCGUUUAUUGGGAUGUUGAGCCCCGAGGACAGCGUGUUCUUUUGUAAGGUACUUCGCCGCUGUCUAAACGACGGAAUCCCGCAGCGGGUUGUUCUCAAAGUGGCCAGUGCACCCGAGUGUCUUGGCUCUGCUGGCAUUUCUGGCUGUGCUGGACGGGCCGCUGUGAGGUAUAUUGAUUGUGACGUCACAGUUCUCGUGCCUGAGUGCGUGCAGCAGCCCGUGCUGAUAGUGCGCGCGGCAGCAACAGCUGAUGCCAAUUUGCAGCAGCCAAAAAUAUUUAAUUUAGCUGCCAAUGCCGAUACUACCUUUGUGUGGAGCAAAGACGGGGACGAGCUCGACCACGAGCACGAGUACAACAGGCAGCGCCUAAGGCGCGUGCAUCUCCUGGAUUGGCCACCGAGUGCGCCACUGGGCAAUGGGCAAGAUGUGGCUCAGCCUGGCUCUCCAUCGGAUGCGAGCAUUCCGGCAUUCCCGGCGCAGUCAUCGGACGGAGACUGUGGAGAGCGCGGUAUUCCGAUAUUGCAGACUUUACCUGGCUUGAAAGAGGGCAGCCAGGCUGGCUUGUAUGGCAGCUGCGGCGGAAUAGCCAUAAUGCCGGUUGAUUCACAGAUGACCCAGGUGCCGCUGCUGCCGGAAUUGCAGAUAAUAGAGGCGACAGAUUUGGCAAUAAAGCCACUGUCGUUGUCGCUGCCGCUGCCUCUGCCGCUGCCUCUGCCGCUGUCGCAGGAGACUGAAGCUGAGUGCGCAAGUAUUAGCAUCUCGAUGAGUGACAUUUUUGCGUGCUCACCAAAGCAGCAGUCAAAGCCAGGCGCUGUGCACCGAGUCGACAACAUGUUCAGCCCAGUGUUGGAUCAGCUCAGCAUAGUUACACUCCAACCAACGCCGUUUUAAACAAUUGAACAUGUGCUAUUAUCGCCAUGGCUUCCGUUCUCAUUCUCAUACUUGUAACUAAUACCAUAUUUUAUAACCAAAAAUAUAAAAAAUAAAAGAAAA
Kickxella alabastrina is the source of this 1883-nucleotide messenger RNA. RefSeq lists its product as uncharacterized. Lineage: Eukaryota; Fungi; Kickxellomycota; Kickxellomycetes; Kickxellales; Kickxellaceae. The record is from RefSeq and is a predicted model, not a curated record. The transcript is spliced from 7 exons. The coding region runs from base 375 to 1781 and encodes 468 amino acids.